AUGAACCCAUUCAGGCUACUGGGCGAUGCGUCGCACUUGGCGAGCAUUUUGGUGUUGAUAAGUACCAUCCAGCGGACUCAGGCGAUUGAUGGGAUAUCGCUGAAGACACAGGUACUAUAUUUCGUCGUGUUCGUGACGCGGUACCUGGACUUGUUCACCAAAUGGCGGUCGCUCUACAACACGUUGAUGAAGGUGUUCUUCAUCAGCUCGUCGCUGUACGUGAUUGUGCAGCUGAAGCAGGCGCGCCACAAGCAAGUGGUGGGAUACCAGAACAUGGUGAUGCGGGACACCUUUAAAAUCAGGUACCUGGUGGCGGCAAGUGCCGCGCUGGCGCUGAUCACGACACGCCAAUACAAGGUACAACAGGUGCUAUGGGUAUUCUCGGUCUGGUUGGAGAGCGUGGCUAUUAUGCCACAGUUGUUUAUGCUGUCGAAGGCGGGGAAGGCAGACGCCUUGACGUCACACUACAUUUUUGCCCUGGGUUUCUACCGGGCCAUGUAUAUUCCGAACUGGAUUUGGCGCUACUACGUGGAGAACCGCUUUGACAAGGUGGCAGUUGUUGCGGGCGUGGUACAGACACUGAUCUACUCGGACUUCUUCUACAUCUACUACAGGAAGGUGAUACGUGAGGGCGCGAACUUUGAGCUUCCUGUAUAA
Messenger RNA from Eremothecium gossypii ATCC 10895, 657 nucleotides. RefSeq names its product Erd2p (gene ERD2). Gene Ontology annotation, biological process: protein retention in ER lumen; endoplasmic reticulum to Golgi vesicle-mediated transport. Gene Ontology annotation, cellular component: endoplasmic reticulum; membrane; cis-Golgi network. Gene Ontology annotation, molecular function: ER lumen protein retrieval receptor activity. NCBI's taxonomy places the organism in Eukaryota, Fungi, Ascomycota, Saccharomycetes, Saccharomycetales, Saccharomycetaceae. The transcript has a single exon. The record is from RefSeq and is marked provisional. The coding region runs from base 1 to 657 and encodes 218 amino acids.